This is a messenger RNA of Musca domestica (house fly), 2071 nucleotides long. RefSeq lists its product as uncharacterized. The record is from RefSeq and is a predicted model, not a curated record. The transcript has 6 exons. The coding region runs from base 272 to 2062 and encodes 596 amino acids. Lineage: Eukaryota; Metazoa; Arthropoda; Insecta; Diptera; Muscidae.
GGUAGUCUCAAAUUAACUAGUUCCACAAAUCCAUUUUGAUGAAUCUUCCAGCUGUUUGUGUUUUCCCUAUGUUUAUUUCGUAAACAGCAGAUGUUACCAGCAUUAUGCAUUAUUCUCAUUCGUAAACAUUAUCUUUAUUCAUCAGCCGGCCAAACGUCAGGUUCUUGAUGGUGUUACUCCCAUCAAACGUAUAAAAAAUAAAUAUAUAUUGCAUAUAGGGACAUCUUUUACGAAUAAGGAAGCGAUUACAAUCAAAAGAAGGUGUCUUAAAAUGUUUCCAUCAGUCAACAAAAGUUUAUUAACCGCCAACAUUUUGCAUUUCUACAAAGAUGUGAGCUGUGAAGAAGAUUUAGAAGAUGUUGGGAAAUAUUUUGAAGGUAAUGGAGCAUUUAAUAUCACCGAAAUUGUUAGGAGGACUUUUCCAGAACAUGAGACCCCGGAAGCUGUCUUAAAAGCUAUGGACGCUUUCAAAUAUGAAGAUUAUAAACGACGCUAUACUGCUAUUUCAUCGAUAUUCAAAAACACACCAAAAAUGUACCAGCAGCUACAACCAUAUGCCGAAAUGAAUUGGAUUGGUACAAACAGCUCAAUUCUUACGAAGUUAAUAAGUGAAUCUAAAGGCCUUAAAAAGAGCAAAACUGUGGAGAAUAUAUUGAUAUUGACCUCACUAAUGGAAAACGCUCUGGCGAACAUCUAUUUUACUGAAACCAAUGGCAAAUUUCCACCACAUUUAUUGCGGGAUCUGAUAAGCACCCCGGAGAUAAGGAAGGUUCUUGGUGCAGAAAUGGUUAUUUUGUUGAAAUUAUUAAUGGGCUCGCCAAAUUCGAUUAACAUACGCAAUGUGGUAUGGCAUGGUUUCCCAAAACCCCAUGAAAUUCCUGAUUACUACGAAACUGUUUUAUUUACAACAAUAUGCACAUUGGGUUUUAAAUUCGAGGAAAUAAAAUACGUAAUUAAAGAACGGCCUUUGGUUAAAGAUUUUCUGCAGCCUCUACAGCACAUAGAUGAUAAAUUUAAGUCGAAAAUAGUUGAUAUUAAAACCCAUGAAGAGAAUAUGAAAAAUAUUCAUAAUGAGUUCGCCAAAGAUUAUAUAGAAUUUUGGACGACUAUUUGUAAAUAUUAUCAAGAGGGCCGAUAUAUUAAUAUGAUUAUAUUAAUAUUACCACAAAUUGAGCUAUUGCUUCGUUUGCAUUAUGGACAAGUCAACAAUGUGGAUAUAAAUGCCAAAUUGGAUGAAUAUUAUAUCACCAUGGAUACAAUAUUUGAGGCAGAAAUUGUAAAUUCCAACAGAAUAUUGGAUUUUGAUUUAUAUCCACAAUUUGAAGGGACUUUUCAUUUGAUGUAUGAUAUAUUUUUCAGUCCAAAUGGGUGCCGUUUAAGAGACAAAGUUAGUCAUGGUGAAGUGGAUUAUUUAGCGCUUAAUAACUCUGAGUUGGCUUCCAUCACAUUGCACAUUUUCCUGAAUUUAUUAGAGCCUUUAGAUUUCAACAGUCUUUUCAAUAAUGAAAGUAAAUUACAUUUGAAUAGUGUAAACAAAUAUUUAUUAAAAGAGGUGCAUGGCAAAAUGACUUCAGGUGACAACUUUCAGGUUAUAUUAAAUUUGCCAACCAGAAAAGUUUUGAUAUUUCAAAGACCUAACAAAGAAUCUGAACUUAUGUUGCUAAUGAAAGUGAUACUGGAUAAUAUCGGGUGUACACUCGAUAACUAUCAGGAAGCCAUUGAAAUACGUACAGCACAAUUAGCCCAACGUGAACUUCAUUCGAAGAGAAGAAAAACUUUGGAGAAAAUGCAAAUGUCGUUACCACAAAUCUACUCUACUCUGGCAGUGAUGUUUAAAUCUCUAAUCAAUUUGUUUAAUUUACUACAAAGCAAUCACCAAUUAGUUUUUAAAGAAGCGGAUAUAUUUGAUAAAACCUUAAGAUAUCUAAAACACUCAAGAACAGUAUCAGAAAAUAUGGUCAAGUAUUCUCAUUAUGAAAGUAAUGAAUGGAUUAAAGCAUUGGAUUUGUGUCGUAAAUUUCAAGAAUUUUACAAUAAAUGGUUUAUGUUUUCAACAAGCUGACCAAAAUAA